This is a messenger RNA of Ipomoea nil (Japanese morning glory), 570 nucleotides long. Its product is annotated as cytochrome P450 76A2-like. The transcript has a single exon. The coding region runs from base 1 to 570 and encodes 189 amino acids. Gene Ontology annotation, molecular function: oxidoreductase activity, acting on paired donors, with incorporation or reduction of molecular oxygen; heme binding; iron ion binding. Lineage: Eukaryota; Viridiplantae; Streptophyta; Magnoliopsida; Solanales; Convolvulaceae. The record is from RefSeq and is a predicted model, not a curated record.
AUGGUAUUAGAGCACAGACACAGCACCUAUGCCGCCGCACUCUCCGGCGUCGGCAACACUAAUCAGGAAGCACAAGCCGCUAUUCCAAUCACUCAAACUCUGAUGCAAGCAGCUUCCGACGCGAUUCCGCAGGGGAAUCUAUCCAGUCAGACGCCAAGUAGCUUCCAAGCGAAUUCUAUGCAGGGAGGAAGUGGGGUUCAUGUAGCACACUUUUCUUUCCUCGCAACAUUUAACUUGUUGGGAAACCUAUUUCUCUCUCACGAUUUGGUAGAUCUUAUGUCAGAUAAAGCUUCAAAGUUUUUCAAUGCCUUGACAGGCGUCGCACAGUGGUUUGGCACUCCAAACAUUUCAGACAUAUUCCCAGGUCUUAGGUGGCUAGACUUGCAGAGUUUAAAAAGGAAGGCUGAUAGAGAUGUGAGAACAACACUGAAAAUUGUUUCUACACUUGUGAAGGAACGCAUGAACGAAGACAGACGGGAGAGUGGAAAGAGGCAAGAAAGUCGAGAACCCGCCGGAUUCCCUCGCCGUCGCAGCCUUCCCCUUUCCUCGCUGCGUGCUGGACAGAAGUGA